Fragaria vesca subsp. vesca is the source of this 2410-nucleotide messenger RNA. Its product is annotated as cellulose synthase-like protein G3-like. Gene Ontology annotation, biological process: cellulose biosynthetic process; plant-type primary cell wall biogenesis. Lineage: Eukaryota; Viridiplantae; Streptophyta; Magnoliopsida; Rosales; Rosaceae. The transcript is spliced from 6 exons. The record is from RefSeq and is a predicted model, not a curated record. Gene Ontology annotation, cellular component: trans-Golgi network; plasma membrane. The coding region runs from base 77 to 2275 and encodes 732 amino acids. Gene Ontology annotation, molecular function: mannan synthase activity; cellulose synthase (UDP-forming) activity.
AGAAUAUAUAACUUUGGAAGCUCAAAAAGGUUGCAGUAGUAUACUUAUUGUCUUCUUGCACCACCAGUCCCCCACCAUGUCCGCCGCCACCGACGACCUUCCUCUUCACACCCACAAACACUCUCUUCGUAUCCCCAUCAACCGCCUCUUUGCUCUAAUAUACUUCUGUGCCAUCCUAGCCUUACUCUAUCACCACACACACUCCCUCUUCCACUCCACAACUCUAACCUCCUUUUUCAUCACCCUCACCUUCCUCAUCUCCGACUCCAUCUUCGCUUUCUUGAACCUCACCGCGCAAGCUUUCCGAAUGAAUCCCCUCUACCGCAAAGAACACCCCGAAAACCUCGAAAGGGUUCUUCGAAAAUAUUCCGAUUUCCCUGCACUUGAUGUGUUCAUAUGCACUGCGGAUCCUUACAAGGAGCCUCCGAUGAACGUUGUCAACACGGCGCUGUCGGUGAUGGCUUAUGAUUAUCCGACGGAGAAGGUGUCGGUGUACGUUUCCGACGACGGAGGAUCGGCUCUGACUCUGUUUGCGUUCAUGGAGGCUGCAAAGUUUGCAAGGCACUGGUUACCUUUCUGCAGGGAGAACAACAUAGUGGAAAGGUGUCCAGAAGCUUUCUUCGAAAUGGAUCACUCUAGGUUCUCUGAGGCUGAGAAAAUUAAGAUUAUGUACCAAGCCAUGAAAGUGAGAGUGAACAAUGUAAUCGAGAGACGCAAAGUAGACGGUGAAUAUAUUACCGGAGAACGGGAAAGUCAGGCAUUUCGCAAAUGGACCGAUGGAUUUACCAGGCAAAAUCAUCCCACAGUCAUUCAGGUUUUGUUGGACAGUAGCAAAGACAAAGAUAUGAGCGAUUAUGUCAUGCCAAACCUAAUCUAUGUUUCUAGAGAAAAAAGCAGCACAUCAGAACAUAAUUUUAAAGCUGGUGCCCUUAAUGUUCUUAUUCGAGUUUCAGCUGCCAUGACCAAUGCUCCGAUAGUCUUAACCCUAGACUGUGAUACAUUCUCCAAUGACCCAAAAACACCUUCUCGUGCACUAUGCUACUUCUCGGACCCUAAUCUUCGAUCCAAACUAGGAUAUCUGCAGUUUCCACAGCGAUUUAGGGGAAUCAACAAAAAUGACAUAUACGGCUGUGAACACAAGGGUUUGUUUGUGAUCAAUGCUGAGGGAAUGGAUGGAGAAUCAGGGCCAAAUUAUGUCGGAACAGGAUGCUUCUUCAAUAGGAGAGCUUUCUUCGGAGGUCCGUCACAGUUGUUAUCACCUGAAAUCCCUGAGCUGGCCCCGGAUAAGGUGGUGGACAAGCUCAUUCAAUCUCCGGAGGUUCUUGAAUUGGCACAUUUUGUUGCUGCUUGCAACUAUGAAACACAUUCCGAUUGGGGAUGGAAGAUUGGAGUAAGAUACGGUUCUCUGGUGGAGGACUACUUCACUGGUUAUCGUAUGCAAUGUGAAGGAUGGAAAGCUGUACUUUGCAAUCCUACUAGGGCAGCAUUUUAUGGAGAUGCCCCAAUCAACAUUGUUGAUGUGCUCAAUCAAACCAAGCGAUGGACUAUAGGCCUCCUUGAGGUUGCUUUCUCUAAAUAUUGUCCAGUUACAUUCGGCAUUCGGGCCAUGGGCCCUUUGAUGGGCCUUUCAUAUGCUCACUAUGCGUUUUGGCCCAUUUGGUCAAUUCCAGUCACAGUGUAUGCUUUCCUCCCUCAGCUAGCUCUCCUCAAUGGCAUCACCAUCUUUCCUAAGGUUUCAGAGCCAUGGUUUCUCUUGUACGUCUUCCUUUUCCUUGGAUCCUACACCCAAAGCUGCUUAGACUUUGUGGUAGAAGGAGGAACAUUCCCUAAGUGGUGGAAUGACCAAAGAAUGUGGAUGGUUAGAGCACACUCAUCCUUUUUGUUUGGAUCCAUUGAGUACCUUCUCAAGUCAUUAGGCAUUUCCACCCAUGGGUUCAAUGUGACCAGCAAAGUCCUUGAUGAAGACCAAAGCAAAAGAUAUGACCAAGGAACCUUUGAGUUUGGAGUUGCAUCCCCCAUGUUUGUGCCUUUAACGUCGGCUGCCAUUCUCAACUUGGCUGCAUAUUCUUGGGGACAUGUAGAGGCUUUCAAGGGAAGCAUUGGCUUGGAGGGGAUGUUCUUGCAGAUGUUUAUAGCUGGCUUCGGCGUGGUGAAUUGUAUACCGAUUUAUGAAGCCAUCAUCAGGAGUGACAAAGGGAGAAUUCCUACAAAAACCACUACGGUUUCGUUACUCUUAGCUUUUGCUCUGUAUGUAGUGGCUUAUGUUAGUUUUUAAGUAGCUGGCUUGCUAUGAAUUUCAUGAAUAUUAUCCUUAGAAAUUACUUUCAAGGUUAUAGAAAACUGACAAUGUAUAAGAAGAGACUGUUAUGUUUACUACCAAAUAAUAAAUUUAUCACCAUAUUACACGAUC